AUGUCAUUUUCCCAAGAGAUCCGUCGUCGUGGGUCUUAUGCCCCAAUCGAUUUCACUCCUGAGGUGUCUCAGGCUUGCCGCAAACAAGUGGAAUUCUACUUCAGUGAAUAUAAUUUGCCCUACGAUAAAUUUUUACGCUCUCUAUGCGAACAGAAUGACGGAUGGAUUCCAAUUACGACACUUGCGUCUUUCAACAGAAUGAAAAAGUAUAGACCUGUCGACAAAGUUGUUGAUUGUUUAAAGGACUCGACGAUUCUAGAGGUUAGCGCUGAUGGUGAAAAUGUGCGUAGAAAGAGUCCAUUAGAGACAGUUGAUUUUAAGGACAGGAACGAAAGAGUGUUAGUGUUUAUGAACUUUAAGAAGAUCGAAAAUGAAGAUAAAGAUAAAUUCCUAGAAUUACAAGAAGAACUAGAGAAGUUCUUCAAUGGGUUCACCACUGUUAACCAAGUUCGUUUGAAGAAGGACCAUAAGAAAUACUUCAACGGUGUUGUCGAAGUCGAAUUCAAGACGAAGGAGGAAUGUGUCAAAUUCUUUGAGGAACACAAGACCGAUUUCUCAUAUCAGGGACAACCAUUGGAAGUUGUCACUAAGAAGCAAUACAGCCUCGCCAAGAAUGCAACUAGAUCAAAGAAUUUCGGUGGUUCUGGUCAAAAGACAAGAUCAUUAACUGGUUACAGGAAGAACAUCCCAAAGACUAAUGACGAAACUCCUGAAGCCAGUUCUGAAUCAAAGCUCAGUGAAGGAGAUGCCAAUGCUCCAACUGAGAAGAAAUCGGAAGAAAGUGCCACAGAAACUGCUUAA
Kluyveromyces lactis is the source of this 801-nucleotide messenger RNA. It is a transcript of the gene LHP1, whose product is annotated as tRNA maturation protein LHP1. Gene Ontology annotation, molecular function: mRNA binding. The transcript has a single exon. Gene Ontology annotation, cellular component: nucleus. NCBI's taxonomy places the organism in Eukaryota, Fungi, Ascomycota, Saccharomycetes, Saccharomycetales, Saccharomycetaceae. Gene Ontology annotation, biological process: RNA processing. The record is from RefSeq and is a predicted model, not a curated record. Bases 1 to 801 code for a protein of 266 amino acids.